CGCUUUGUCUGGUGAGUCUCUGCUUUUAAAUUGCCUCCGAGCUCCAACCUGUACAACUUCUUCUUCUUCUUCUCUCUCUCUCUCUCUGCCUGAAACCAAGAUUUCCUCCGAAUUCUCCGAUUAUCAGCUAUGCAGUCUCGGACGCGGACGGUUCAAGUAAACCAUGUUUCGGAUCUAGCUACUGAGAGAGAGAUUCACGAGUUCUUCUCCUUCUCUGGCGAAAUUGAGCACAUAGAGAUCCAGUGUGAACAUGGGCAAUCAAAGACUGCGUUCGUGACAUUUAGAGAUCCAAAAGCUCUUGAAAUCGCCUUAUUGUUAUCGGGAGCUACAAUUGUAGACCAGAUUGUGAGCAUAUCUCCUGCUGAAAACCAUGUACCAAAACGAGAAAUUCAGGAAGUACGGGUUGUGGACAAUGCUGCCUGCCUUACUACAGAAAAUAAUUUGCCCAGUAAUGAGGAUUCUGCGAGCCAGCCUAGCGGUGGAAGAAUGUAUGUUAAUAGAGCACAAGAAGUAGUUGCAAGUGUGCUUGCUAAAGGUUCAGCAAUUGGACAAGAUGCCAUGAACAAGGCGAAAGCAUUUGACGAAAAACAUCGGUUAACAGCUAGUGCAUCUGAGAAGGUAUUAUCCUUUGACAGAAGGGUUGGGCUCACAGAGAAAUUGACAGUUGGGAUUUCAGUGGUUAACGAGAAAGUCAAGUCUGUAGAUCAAAGGCUUCAUGUUUCAGAUAAAACAAUGGCUGCAAUCUUCGCAGCUGAGAGGAAACUAAAUGAUACAGGAUCUGCGGUCAAAACAAGCAAGUAUGUGACUGCGGGUGCUGCUUGGCUAAAUGGUGCUUUCGGAAAGGUUGCAAAAGCGGGGCAGGCUGCAGGUUCUAAAACCAGAGAGAAAUUCCAUUUGGCUAUGUCAAACUUAACUUCAAAGGAACCUCCAGUUGUUGCCUAACCUUAGAACUUGGGCUUCUGGAAAGUCAUUUGCCUUUGGCUGCUUUGCUUGCAUUUUCAAUGGGUUUCAAUUCUAUUUUCUUCAGCUCAUUUAAUUUUGAGGACUCUGCUGAUGAUCUAUUGUUUGUUUUUGUUGUCUUUAGUAAUUAUUUAUUUAUUUUAUUUUAAUAUUGUUCAUAUUCUUUAAUUACAAGGGUGUCUGGCUGUUGACAAUUUUGCAUUUCUAAGAUUGGUUAUGAAAGUGUAAAGAAAAUCUAGUUGCCAAUUAUGUCUUAUUUUAAUAUUGUUCAUA
Messenger RNA from Momordica charantia (bitter melon), 1233 nucleotides. Its product is annotated as RNA binding (RRM/RBD/RNP motifs) family protein. The record is from RefSeq and is a predicted model, not a curated record. NCBI's taxonomy places the organism in Eukaryota, Viridiplantae, Streptophyta, Magnoliopsida, Cucurbitales, Cucurbitaceae. Gene Ontology annotation, molecular function: RNA binding.